Trypanosoma grayi is the source of this 987-nucleotide messenger RNA. Its product is annotated as putative ascorbate-dependent peroxidase. NCBI's taxonomy places the organism in Eukaryota, Euglenozoa, Kinetoplastea, Trypanosomatida, Trypanosomatidae. The transcript has a single exon. Gene Ontology annotation, biological process: cellular response to oxidative stress; hydrogen peroxide catabolic process; response to reactive oxygen species. The coding region runs from base 1 to 987 and encodes 328 amino acids. Gene Ontology annotation, molecular function: peroxidase activity; heme binding. The record is from RefSeq and is a predicted model, not a curated record.
AUGUUCUCUCGCGUUGGUUUGUUUUUUGCACGGCGGGUUGCUGUCCGUGCAGCGGCACAGCAUGGGUAUUUCCGUUUCCGCCGUUUGACGGGCGUCGUCGGCGGUGCAACGGCGGCAGCAUUUCUGGGCAGUGCCACCGCUGUGUCAUGUUAUUCGCUUACACAGCAGAAAGGUACAGUUAAGCCGCCGUUCGACAUCAAGGCACUCAGGAACGACAUUGAAGAUAUUAUUUCCAACGACAUGUCGAAAGGACCUCUUUUUGUGCGUCUUGCGUGGCACGAGGCUGGAUCUUGGGACAAGAGGAAGAAAGAUGGGAGUCCCAAUUCUGCUUCUAUGCGCUUCCAACCGGAGUGUGACUAUGCCGGUAACAAAGGUCUUGACAAGGCACGCAAUACAUUGGAACCACUCAAAAAAAAAUAUCCGGGUAUCUCAUACGCCGACCUGUGGUCAUACGCUGCAGUGGUGUCCAUCGAGGCAAUGGGUGGUCCCGCGGUGCCGUGGCGUUGGGGUCGCGUGGACGCGAAGGACGGCUCUGCCUGUGGUCCUGACGGACGCCUUCCUGACGCCGCCAAGACUCAGGACCACGUGCGGGAGGUCUUCACACGUCUUGGCUUCAACGACGAGGAAACAGUGGCGCUGAUUGGCGCUCAUACCUGCGGUGAAUGUCACCCAGAGAAUACCGGUUUUGUGGGACCCUGGACCCACGAUAAGUACGGUUUUGACAAUUCACUGUUUACGGAGUUAUUCGCCAAUGAAUGGGUAGUGAAUCCCAAUGUGAAAAAUUUGCAGUUGAUGGACAGGGCGACGAAGCAGUUGAUGAUGCUACCAGCAGACAUGUCCCUCCUUCUCGAUGAUAAAUAUCGGGCCAUUGCAAAGAGGUACUCUGAAGAUAAUGAUUUGUUUUGCGCCAGCUUUUCGAAAGCCUUCCAAAAAUUGCUGGAGCUUGGUACAAAAGAUCUCGAGUCUGUCCCGGCGCAGUUGACAUAA